Lucilia cuprina (Australian sheep blowfly) is the source of this 333-nucleotide messenger RNA. RefSeq lists its product as uncharacterized. The record is from RefSeq and is a predicted model, not a curated record. The transcript has a single exon. Lineage: Eukaryota; Metazoa; Arthropoda; Insecta; Diptera; Calliphoridae. The coding region runs from base 1 to 195 and encodes 64 amino acids.
AUGGGUUUUAGAGGAAUGAAUAAAAAUUGGAGCAAGGAUUGCUUGGGACUUCGUUUACGAGUCAGCGGACUUCAUCAAACGUGGAAGUGGUUACAUCAAACUGCAGCUUUGCACGAAUAUUUGAUCUCCGUCACUGCGGCUGACACAGCAGCAUCAGAAAAGUGUGCGAUCCAUAAAAAGUGUAACGAGUGCUAAAGUCCAAUAAUCCCAAUUGAACCAUAAAAUAAACAUUAAAAUAUAUAGAUAAUAUAUUAAAAAUUCGAACAAAAGAAUUCAUAAAAACAAAUCAGUAGACACUUUUUUUAGAUAAAAUCAAAAAACAUUUUAAGUGCC